Lymnaea stagnalis (great pond snail) is the source of this 8036-nucleotide messenger RNA. The record is from the annotation of a GenBank genome assembly. Lineage: Eukaryota; Metazoa; Mollusca; Gastropoda; Lymnaeidae.
GAUUUAUUGAGACAGAAAUGGGAGCUAGAAAAAAUAGAAGAUCAACAGUGCAAGAGGGAGGAAGAGAGAAAAAAACAAGAUUUAGGGUAGAACGCUCUUUUACUCAAGAAAAUCGGAUAAAGUAUAAAAAUAUAAUUAUUUUUACAAUAUGCACAAGAAGGAAGAAAAAUAUUCAAUGAAGCGGAAAGUGAACUGUAAAUACUUUUAAGGAUCCUGUCAGAAUAUAUGAAAUUGAAAGGAAAUAGUAAAAUUUGAGUUUUCACAUUUUUUUUAAUAUUUUAAAAUAGCAAUUGUGACCGAUGUUUCAAGGUAGUUUUUUUAUUCCCUAUCAUAUUAAUUUUUUUUCCUGACACUUCAACUUUAUUAAUUCAAAACAUGUUUGAUGCUUUUAAUUGAAUCUAUGUUUUUCUUUUACUUGUAUCGUGUUUGUGACAGAUGUGCUUUACUGAGAAAACACAAGGCUCAGAUGAUGCACAAGUAUAAAGUCAUCCAAGAAGAAUUGGUAUACAAGUUUUUAAAUUAUUUUUCAUGUUACUGUUGAAACUACAUUUUUAUAUAGAUUUAAAACAAAAAUCAAAUAUAAUCACAGUUACUUAUGUAGUCUACACUGAAAAGGCAAAUCAAAAAAGCUUAACAGCCUCAAAUACUCAAAACUAUAUUUUCAUAUAUCUCGUAAGUACAUUAUAAAAUGCAGUGUUAGUUAAAAUAGAAAUGGGCAGGUACAGAACAGUGCAAUGUAAUAUUUUUCUGGAACAAGACAAAAAAUUGUUGCAGUCUCUGAUAGAAAAAGAAAACGAGCAGAUUUCUAUGCAGUUGGCAAGAAGAGAAAAGGCCAAGGCUGAUGCACAUUGGAUGAAGCUAAUCAGCAGAAAAUAAUUUUCUUAUCAUAAUUUCAACUCUCCAUUGUUCAAGCUGAUUUAUACUUUUUUUGUGCUGUAAACUGCAAAGAACGGAGAUGGCCAUCAACAGUUUAGCUAUGAAGCCUAGAAAAAAAAGAAUGUCAUAUUUAUUUUAGAAACUGUUAACCCCUGAUAAAUCCAUUAUUUAAACAGCAUCAUAGUUAACAAAUUUGUACACAUUUUAAAUAAUUUGUCUUUGUGAGACAAGAGUGUUAAUUUUUAACUGUAGGCAAAAAAAUGAAAAAUUACUAUAUUACACAUUUUAAAUUUUUCCAAAAAUAUUCAAGCAGAAAAGAAAAACUCAAAAAUAUAAAAAAAUAAAAUACUUGUAUCUAUAAACUCUUUUUUCAGGUCAUAAUCAACUGCGUUUAGAGGAAGCACGAGAGGCUGAGUUGGACAUGUUAUAUCAGUAAGUUUUGUUAUUUUUUGGGUUUAAAUAAAAAAAAAGGAAUGAAUUUUUUUUUUUACCUGGCUGUUUUUUUUUUUUUUUUUUUUAAAUUAAAUUUAAAAAAAAACAAAAAUAUAAUAAAAUUUUCAUUCAAUUUUUUAACUUUAACGUAAGAUGUUCAAUUUAAAAUUUAAGUUCAUUUUUACCAGCAGUCUAACACAAAACCGUAAGAGAUUUUAAGCUUAUACUUUUAAACAAAAAAAAAAAAAAAAAAAAAAAAAAUAAAAAAAAAAAAACAAAAAUUUUUUUUAUUUUUUUGGUUUAAAAAAAAAAAAAGGAAUGAAUUUUUUUUUUUACCUGGCUGUUUUUUUUUUUGUUUUUUUUAAAUUAAAUUUAAAAAAAAACAACAAUAUAAUAACAUUUUCAUUCAGUUCUUUAACUUUAACGUAAGAUGUUCAAUUUAAAAUUUAAGUUCAUUUUUACCAGCAGUCUAACACAAAACCGUGAGAGAUUUUAAGCUUAUACUUUUAAACAAAAUUAUUCUCAUUCUAGAGAUGAAGCAGCUCGUAUGUGGCAGAAGAGAGCAGCACAGUGGGAAAGAGAGCGACAGGCUCAUCAAAAGUUAAUGGCAGAGGUACACCAAUAUUUAAUGUUAAAUAACAGUGGGAAGUAUGUUGUCAGUUUGUUUCAAUAACUAACUUUAUCUUUUGCAGGGGGUUUAUUUAAAUUGAAGUGGCUAUAGGUACCCGAGUACCCAUCAUCGCCAAUGACUAUUCGCUACCCGAAAGUCUUAGUAAUCGAAAAAAAACAUGAUCCGAACGAGAGGCUUAAUAAUCGACAAGUUUGCCGCGCUUUCUUUUAUAAAAAUGGAGGUUGGCAGCAAUUUUGACACCUAUGCGUCUUUUUAAGACGAAUUGAAUUAUUUUUGUAAAGAACACAAUGUGUGUUUCACUAAAAGAUCGUCAGAGAAGAUGAAAGAUCCCAAUUUGGAACACCUUAAAUAUGAAUAUAUAAUUCACUGUUGCAAACAAGGCGUUAAACGCAAGUCAAAGUCUUCAACGACAACAGGCCAAAGAAAAUCACAAGCGUAAGUAAUAAAGUAAUAAUAAUAGGUUAACUUUAAAUUUAGUUGUUCUUGUCAUGUAAUAAUUAUUUCUCCAAGCCAAUGAUUAUUACCACGGUAAAUGGAGAGGACGAAUGCCACUAUUUUAUCGAUGGCCGCGACUAAUGUAUCCCUAAAUCGAUCACUAUGCUAUGCCGAUGCCUAUGCCUAACCUGAACCCUUAAUCGACCUCUCAACCUAACCUGAACCCUAAUUCACUGCAACUAUAAUAAAGAAGCAAAUGACGCCGUGGCAUUCGUUAAAUACAUUAGCCCUUACCACUUUUUGCAAUUCGUUGAGAAUUUUUAUAUUUUUCAGUUCUUUCAAAUUGGGAUGCCAGACAAAGAUAAAGCUUGUUGCCAAAAGAAAUCCAUCUCGGCUAGAAAUUACCAAAUCAAUGCAUGAACAUACUGGCCAUGAAGUAUCAAAAGAAGUAAGUGCAUGUGCUGCGAAAAAUAUUUACAUAAUAAUAAUAAUAAAUAGCUUAUUCUUGUGGCAGGUUGUUGUCACCUACAGGUACUCUAGUCUCUAGUACUAUAGAGGUUAGAUGGAUGCAUUUUAAAAGAAUGUUUUGUACCAUGCAUUAACCCAUUCAAUCUAGGGCGCUCAGAAAUUUUAUCACUGAAAACUUUUGGUUAAGGUUAGGGUUACCACCCUUACCAUAGAAAGGUUUUGAAAAAAAUUAAGACAAAUCUAUUUAACAGUAUAAUUAAAUUUAAUAAAUUCUAAAUAGUCCAAACAAAGUUUUAUAUCUUAAUUUUGAUUAUUGUGACAUAUAAUAAACAAAACAUUUAUCCCCAAGGUGAAGGUUAGUUAUUUUUAUGUACACAGCGGUGAGCCUAGCCCUAGGCUGGGGUACCGCACUAUAUAAGACCAAUGUUCCCUCUAAGGUUUGUUGUUUUGUGUGCAAAAUCAUACAGUUAUGUGCAAAGUUUUACAGCAUCAAUUUUUUUGUGUGCAAAAUUUUACAGUCCAGAAACACAAACACACACUUAGAAUGAAAUUUGCUGUGCGGAUACUCAAAACUGCUGCGCAGCGCCUGUGAGAUGGCUGCGCGGCAGCUCAGCUUAAAGGGAACCUUUUAUAAGACCACUAAUAAUAAUAAUGUUUGCAGAGCAUAUUUUUUUACAUAAUACUUAUUAUUGCAAAGUAACCUUUGUGUAUUUUUUUUCCAGAUGUGCCGCUUGUAUCCGGAAAACCGCAAGGUGGAACUAAAUGCGGCAACGCUUCUGUUGAUGUCCUGCACCACGAUUCAGGCAUCUGAGGCCCGGCAAGUGCUUGAACAACAGCAUGAUGUGGAUUUGCUUCCCAGGGACAUUUACAAUAUUAAGUCAAGAAUAAAUAAAUCAUCUUCUGAUGCAACUGAAACUCAAUCUAUACUUCAUUCUAUAUCACAAGCUGGUGGAAGUGUGUCCUAUGGACUAACAGAAAGUGGGGAAUUUAAGUAUUUAUCAUACAUGACUGAUGAUAUGAUUAGAAUUAUUGCCCAAUAUCCAGAGGUUUUAUUAAUGGAUUUCACAUAUAAAACCAAUAAAUAUUUAUAUCCACUUUUGACUGUAAUGGUUAUUGAUGGAGAGGGCAGGGGCAUUCCUGUUCUUCAUGGUUUUGUAAAAAAUGAAGAUAAGGAAUCUAUUUCUCUUUGUUUGCAGCUUCUUCUGAAGAAUUCUGAUGCCAGUCUUUUCAAGUGCUUUGUGGUUGACAAAGACAUGGCUGAAAUCUCUGCUAUAAAUGAUCUGUUUCCAAAUGUACCUGUUAAUCUAUGUCAUUUUCACAUUAACCAGGCUGUGCACAGGUUUCUUUCGAAACAUGUAGGUCCUGAGCAUGUUCAGCCAAUUCUUGAAGGAUUUAUGUCUCAAGUUUAUACCGAGUCAUGCGAUGAAUUUUUAAAGUUGAUGCAAGACAUGAAAGAUACUCUUCCUGAUGUAGCUUUGGAGUAUUUUGAGUCAAACUGGUGGAGUAAGGCCCAUUUAUGGGCAGCAUCAUCCAAUGCUGAUGUUUUAAGACUCCAUGCGACAACAACAAAUCACUUGGAGUCUUAUCAUGCCAAAAUAAAAAAGAGUUUGACUCAUUAUCUUUCUUUUUCAUCAGCUCUUCGUAACCUUAUGUCUUUUGACAACUGCAAAAUUACAGUAUGUGAUCGUUUAAGAUUGCUUGCUGCAAACACAGCUCAGUAUACGUCAUCUGAUAAUGAUGAAAGUGUAAAUAAGAUUGAAAGUGUUGCUACUUCCUUUGCUGCUGCUCUAUUGCUCAAUCAGCUCAAAUUGUCACGAUCUGUUCCGUACUCUGUUGUCCCUGGAGAGGCAGAACUUUUUUCAGUAGCUUAUAAGGAACGUAUUUUUAGCUCAACAUCAGUUCAAUGUAAUUGUUCAUUUGCUAAAAAGAUGGCAUUACCUUGCAGACAUAUUUUUUCAGUUCGAAGACAUUUACAGCUUCCAGAAUUUUGUUCAGAGUUAAUUCCAUGCCGUUUUAGCAAACAUAGUGUUCCUAGAGUGGUUGCUUCUACUUCUAGUGGUUCAGUAACUUCUCAAAUUGUAUCUACUAGAAACAAUAAUUUUAAGACUCAAGAGGGUCGGUUUAAUCAUGCUAAAAGAAUUUGUAUGGGCUUGGCAAAUUUUUUGGCGAUGCAAGGAGAACAAGAUUUUGUAGAGAAAAUAUCCUUUCUUGAAACUACUAUAAGUCUCUGGAAAAGUCCUGAAAAUUUAGAUGAAAAUGAAUCGGGGUCACAACUUGAUGAAGGUGAACCACAAACAAGUUUCAUUCAAAGUCAACUAAUUGAUUUUGUUGAUAUAAAUGACAUUCAUUUUUCCCACGAGGAAACAGUUGCUGCAAAUAAUUUCGAAAAAAUUGAAACUGAAAAUAGUAUUAAUUCCUUUGGAAAGGUUAACUUUGACAGAGUGCGACCAAAGGGGCGACCGAAGGUAAAGCAAAAUUUUACCCUGAAAAGAAAAAGAUAGCUGCCCCAACAAUUUUCAACUACUUGUAUAAAAUAAAGAUGUGAAUGUUUGUAAAUAAAUGGCUGUCGCUAUUCAAACCCGGGUCCAAUAGACCAAUGCUAUUCGGAUGUCAUUUGUGGUAAUUUAUUUUAGUUAAUGUUCCUUUAGUUAAACUGAAGAAUUAAGUUUACAAACAUAUAGUCCAUUCAAUUAUCUUUCAUUUGAUACCAAAUUUUGUCUUACAACCUAACAAUAAUUUUUUGGGAUGUGUUCAUGAUGUAUGCAUCAAUGUUGUUUCUGUGUCUUUUUCAGCUUUUAUAUACUAUAGCAUUUUCAUUAUAUUUUUUUCUGACAUCAAUUGAUGAAUCAGGAGGAAUAGUUUUGGAACUACAUAAUUGAAACUUUGCAUGCUUAUUUAAAUUGAGAUUCUUUACUUUAUGAUGGAUUGUUUUUAAACAAAUGUCUCAUAGGAAAAGUUUUCAGAGAAUGUUUGUAUUUAUGUAUUUUAUUUAUUAGGUUCGUGUGUUAAUUUUUUUUUCUAUCUUUUCUGUCUUAGUUUUCUAAUUGUUUUUUAAAUCAUGAAGGAUAUAUGUACAUGGUGUAUGCAUCCUAUAUCGUUCAUGCAGCCUCUAAUUUAAAAAAACACAAUUUUAUUUUAUUUAUUUUUUUCUUUUUCUCAAUUUUUCACUUUCCGGAUUUUUAAGGAACGCCAAAUGAAUCAGGAGAAAAAGUAUUCUAGCUACAGCCUUCAAACAUUGCAUGCUUCUUUUCAUUGAUAUUCUUUAUGAAAUUCAAUAGGUUUUUUUUUAUAUAUAUAUAUAUCCAACUAGAAAGUUUUAUAACAUUUUUACAUUUGCUACCCCUGAAGAGUUCUCAAAUAUUUAUGUGACCCCCACAUACAUGCCAUUUGUAACAAUUCCAAUAACUGCUGUGUAAUAAUCUUCUUUAAACUUUUUGUCAAUGUUAUUCUUAAUAUGUAUGCCAAGUUUCAUUUACAAUACAGUACAAUAAUUUACAAUACAAUGCAAUACAAAUUUGUUUUUAAUCAUUUUGCGUAAAGUCAAAAUUGGUAUUAAAUGUUUAAUUUUUUGCAAUAAAAGUCACAACAAUUUUUUUUUAAAUUUAGUGGAUUUUUGUCUUUCUGUUUGUGUAUGGUUUGUAUGUACUGUAUUUUUUUCAAUGGCUCUAUUUAUUUAGGUUAUCAGUAUUUUAUUUUCAAUGUGGCAUGACUUAGUUGCCUUGAAACCAAACUCCCUUCACAGAUCACAUAUAUUUGCUCCCACUCAAUCAUUACGUCUGUACUUAAAUGAAGAAAUGAUACCGUACAAACAAUAGUUAACUGUACGGGUACCAACAAGGAAGGUGAGAAAGUAAAAGGAGACAAAUGGCAAAGGAAUGAUGUGACCUAAUUGAAUGAGUUUAAUGGCUGCCUACUCCAUACUGGCCCCUAAUUUAUUUUAUGGAUUACUUGAGUACACAACUCAAAUAACUAACAACCAAACAAAAAUGUUUGCAAGUCAGUUAAGGGUUUUUUUUCUAUUAAAUUAUGUACCAGUGUGUUAGACCCAGCAGACAGAUAUGGUAAAAAAAAAAAAAAAACUAGUCCUCCAAAAAUAAGUCUCUUUCUCAUACUUUAUACAAUGGCAUCCUUUAACUUUAAGAUGUUCAUUGCAACUACCUUGUGAAUUAGGUCAAGUCAAAUGAGAAAGGUUGUUGAAAGGAGAUUCAAGAUAUCAGGAAUAACAGUUAGUGUCCGCAUGUAUGACUCCCAGUGCCAAGGAAAAGGUUUAAAAUUGGUAGUUUUGUUCUGACUAAGCCAAGCUCUCUAGAGGAAUAGUUGAAAUUAAUUCAUUAUGAAUGAAAUUUUCAUUAUUUAGAAUACCUAAUUAAUUCAUAAAGUACUGUGUGAUUAAAUCUUUUAACUUAAACAAUACACAUAAAUAAUCUUAAAUAAAGGAUUUAAUUUUAAUAAUUAAAUUAAUAUUAUUACUUUUCUAAAAUUCAAAUAAAAACAAUAAAUGUAUCUAAAUCAUCUUCAUUACUCGAUUUAAAAAAAAAAAUAAUUGAUCUACGAAAAUGGCUUAAACUAAAAAAAGAAAAUAAGAAAGAAAAAAAUUACCGGUACUAAGAGAAAUUAACAAAGCAAAAAUAAAAAAAACAACUAAAAAUAAUAAAACUAUGAAUCAAUCAAAUAAACAAGGAGAAAAAACAAUUUCAAAAAAUAAUUCUCAUACUAUUAUUGUUAUCACAUUCGGCUUCGAAGCCAUUUAAUAUGUACGGAGCCACUCCGGGUGCGAAUUUUCAUUGGCGAUGAUAGGUACCCGGGUACCUAUAGAUGCAGCCUAUUUAAAUUGUGAAAAAAUUGAAUAAUUGCUGCAAUAAGAAAAUAUGGGGAAUUUUUAGGUAAACUUCUCCAUUUGAUUAUUCAUGGUGUUAGCACUUUAGCAAGUAUUCAGUUUCAGCAACUCUAUGAAACUGUUUCAAGAUGUCUGAUUAUUGUUAUACUUGUUGCCUUCAAUGGUGCAGGUCCUAGAGAGCAGACAAGAGCAGAUCGCCCUGAAGCUGGCAGAGCUCCAGCAGCAACAGGAGGAAUCCUUGCAGCGCAGGGAGGAGCCGGUCAAAGAGAUGGAGAUAGCCCAACAGAUGACCAGGAGCGAAGAAGAAGAGCAAAGUCGAAUAAACUUGCCACCAAGAGGGAACUGGAGGAACAGGUG